CAUGCCAAAACAAUCAGGAGUGCUUUGGAAUCUGAUGUCUAUGUGGGUAGUGCAUUAAUUGACUUUUAUGCUAAAUGUGAUAAAUUGGAAAGUGCCCAUCGCUGUUUCGAUGAGAUAUAUCAGAAGAAUGUAGUUUCUUGGAAUGCUUUAAUUUUGGGUUACUCAAAUAAAGGCUCUUCCACUUCUAUGUUUUUGCUACAAGAUAUGCUGCGAUUGGGCUACCAACCUAAUGAGUUCUCCUUCUCGGCUGUUCUUAGGUCAUCGAUUGCAUUGGAACUGAGGCAGCUACAUGGUUUAAUUAUAAGAAUGGGAUACCAGAAUAAUGAGUAUGUAUCAAGCUAUCUCAUUACCUCAUAUAUAAAAAACGACAUCAUAUCUGAUGCCCUGGUCUUCGUUACUACUUCUAAUGAUCCACUCUCUGUUAUACCCUCUAAUAUUAUUGCUGGGAUUUAUAACAGAAAUGGUCAAUACAAUGAAACAGUAAAGUUACUUUCUCUACUUGAAGAACCUGACAUUGUAUCUUGGAACAUAGUGAUUGCAGCUUGUGCUCGCAACAAUGAUUACAAAGUGGUGUUUGAGCUUUUCAAACACAUGCACAUGGUUUACAUGCAUCCAGAUGGUUACACGUUUGUUAGUCUUCUGAGUGUGUGUGCUAAUAUUUGCAACCUUGCUUUAGGAAGUUCUGUUCAUGCUCUCAUGACAAAGAGGAAUUUCAAUCGCUGCGACACAUUUGUUUGCAAUGUGUUAAUCAAUAUGUAUGGAAAAUGUGGCUGCGUUGAAAGUUCGGUGAAAAUCUUUGACAAAAUGACAAAUAAAAAUCUCAUAACCUGGACGGCUCUAAUUUCUGCCUUUGGACUUAAUGGUUAUGCUCAGGAGGCAUUAGAAAGGUUCAGAGAAAUGGAGUUUCUGGGGUUUAAGCCUGAUAGGAUGUCUCUCAUUGCUGUGCUUACUGCAUGCAGACAUGGUGGGUUAGUGAGAGAAGGGAUGGAGUUGUUUGGACAAUUGAGGAACUAUGGAGUUGAACCCGAAAUGGAUCAUUACCAUUGCAUGGUGGACUUGCUGGCUAAGCAUGGACAUGUUAGGGAAGCAGAGAAAAUGAUUCUCAGCAUGCCUUUCCUGCCAAAUGCAAUUAUAUGGCGUAGUUUCCUUGAAGGCUGUAAGAGGCAAGAAAUUGCAAAGGACCAAACAAUGGGACAUGUAAAUUAGGAUCAGCUCAAUAACACAUAUCCUGGAGAGGUAAUGUCACUGUUUAUUUGUGCAGACGAGUUAUGCUUCUCAUCUGAUCUGCUGUUAGGCCUAAUGUCUGCAAUUCAUCAGAUACUACACGAAAAGAUAUAUUCUUGGGAGGAUAGAUGAUUUUGGCUAGUAAAGGCCAGUCUGUGGACUCUGUGCUAGGCUGACCUGGAUGGAAGCCAAACAGAGCGGGGAAACAAAUCAAAGGAUGUUUCUCUGUCUCCUUGCUCGAUAUGAGGAUUACCCUUCUGUUAUAUACAUUCUGAUGAUAUAUGCUCUGCAGAGUACAGGUUUAUGAUGGCAUGUCAAUAAAUUAAGAGCCAUCACUUAUCCAUAUUUCUCUUUGAUUUGUGACAUCCAUAACACCUGACACUUUAACCCAUCUUCUGUUCUUCUUACCGUGUAUUGGCCAAGCGUGAUCCUCCCUCCUCCCUCCUCCCCCACUUAAGAUAAGAGGCUGUCUCUUCCGUAUACUCUAGAUUUCAAGGCACCAUGGUUCUAUUUAUGUCAUCCAUCUUCCGAGGCUGUUGAAGUCAUUAGCUGUUGAAUUGGCAAUGCUGAAUGUGUUUUCAAUGAAGGGUUCCAAAGAUGCUUUGUGAAAGAGGGUGCUGCUUGUGAUAGAUAAUUAUUAUAAAAAGGUAUGAGACUAUGAAAGGAAAGGCAAAAAACGAUUGUUUUGGAUUUAUGCCUAUAUAUUUUAAUAAUAGAAUGAGACUAGGAAUGAGUUUUAAUCGAGUCAAGCUAACGAGUUAACUCAGGCAAAAACGA
This is a messenger RNA of Juglans regia (Persian walnut), 2001 nucleotides long. Its product is annotated as pentatricopeptide repeat-containing protein At3g58590-like. Gene Ontology annotation, biological process: RNA modification. The record is from RefSeq and is a predicted model, not a curated record. The transcript has a single exon. NCBI's taxonomy places the organism in Eukaryota, Viridiplantae, Streptophyta, Magnoliopsida, Fagales, Juglandaceae. The annotation marks the transcript as partial. Gene Ontology annotation, molecular function: RNA binding; protein binding.